UUUUUCAUGAACCAAUCUUCUUUUACCUCCCGUUCUAUUCAAGAUCGACAGCUAAUAUUGCUUAUUUGUCUCUAAUAUAUUUCAGCGUAUAAUAUAUUAGUUGAACACAUAUACUCUGCCUCUUCUCUCUUUCUCUCCCCUAAGCUUUUUUUCCACUUAUCCUAUAUACUUCGAAUGCCUUCCGGUCAUUUUCAACAUAUUCGCCGCACAGUCAACUAAAUUAUUACAUAGUACCUAUACGCAAUGUAGAGUACUAUAGAUGGCGUUACAUGGAAAGGGGUAGAAGAAGAAGAAGAAGAAGAACCAGAAGGAGGAGGAGAAGAAGGGCAAAGAGGGAGAAGAGGAGGAAAGAGAAAAAGAUAAAAGAGAAAAUUGCAAGACGAGAAACUGUAAAAAGUGUGAAAUUGAUAUAUAAAAAAGUAGAAGAAGAGGGACACGUUGUUAAUAGUUAAAUUAGAAAUUUGGUUCAUGUCUUUCCAAUUUCCUUUUCUACUUUUAGAAAAAAAGUUGCCACCUCUGAUUGAUUCUAAAUUUGAGUUUUUUUCUUCUUCUCUUUUUCUUCAUAGACGCUAUUUUUUUAAUUGCUCUACUUCUUGCUUUCUAAGCUUUCUUUCUUUCUUUCUCUUUCUCUUUUCCGUUUCCUUUCAACGCCUUUAUAUUUUCAAUUGUCCCUGUUUCGCUCUCAUUUUUUAUACUAAUUUUUAAAGCUCGUAAGAUAGAUGACUCUUUUCGGCAUAAAUCCUUCAUUUAGCUAAUGAAGAGACGCUUGUUUUAUACGCCUCCUAAACAUAAAUACUAGCGUCGAUACAUUUCCCCCUACCGUAUAUUUAUCAUUUCAAUUUGUUACGUCAUCCACUCAUUGCUCUUCUUUAUCUCUUAUUUAAUUGCUAAUUUGGUUCUUAGUUUUAAUUAAACAAUUCCAUCUAACCAUCUAACCUCCCUGUCUGCCUGUCUGCCUAUCUGCUAGCUUCUCUCUUUCUCUCCUAGUCUAUCUUCAACAGCACACCCCUGCCUCUCUCUCUCUCUCUCUCUCUCUCUGCCUUUAACCUCUUCUCUACUCCCAUCUGUCAUUUUUAUCCAUCAUUCACCGUAUGAAUUAUAUUAAUGUGAAGGAAAAAUGUUCGGGGCGAUCCUCAAUCAACUUCUGUCUAAUCUAACGCCGUAUUUAGGUGCGAAGCGCAAGAUCCCCAUUCUCAAGGCCUAUUCGCAGGGAAACACCAGUAGAACUAUAAGAGACAUCUAGCGGAACUGUAAAGCGCAAUUUUACGUUGCCUUUCGAAUUAUUAAACGCUUCUGUUCGGGCGUCACUCGACAGGUAAAUCGAUUUGAUUGCGAAGCGUCUUUUUGAUUUUUUACAUUGUAUAAACAGAAUUUGUUGUAUUAAAAAUCGAUUCUCUGGAUAAACAAAUCGUUUUGUUAUUUUGGAUGUCGUUAGAAGAUUAGAGAAGAAAGCCAUGACUAAUGGCGUCGUUUCGUCGCAGCGUUUCGUGCCUAAGUCAGAAGGCUAGCCGUAAUUCCCCAGAAGAAAUAGCUCUGGUUGAAAGACCUACAAUUAAUGGACACGUGAAAUUGUCGGAAAGCGACCAGUUCGGUUCAGUUGGCUUCGUCGAUUUUUGGCCCUUAACCGUCAAAAAAGCUGUUAAAGCGUCCUGCGCAACUUUCGAACAGUUCGAGGUUCUCGUGGAAAGAGCCAACGAAUGGCUAGAGGAAAAUGACGAUUUCGAAUUGAUCAAUUGCGAAAGUUUGGAUAAAAAAGUCAUAUAUGUCGCCGAUGUUUACAGUCAGUCGUUAAUUUAUGCCGACGAGGACGCCAACACGCACGCUGUUCACAUUAUCGGAUUAAGAUUAUGGUACUGCAAACGUUUAUCGUCUAACGAUACGAAAAAUGACCGUCUUCAAUUGGAUUUCAUCGAUAUUCUACCGUUUUAUUUAAAUCCUGGAGAAAAAGAGCCGCGUUUUGAAAGCGUCUCUUCAACGGUUGAUCGAAUUAAUGCUACUUUGAGGCAUACCCCGCUUCAAGGCAGAAUAUUAAGCAUCGUUUCCGUAAACUUAACACUCGCCGAAGAUAUUUGGGCAAGCGGAGCGCAAAUAAACACUUGCCAAACCCGCUGGUUCGAUGAAUUUAACACUCAUAACCUAAUUUUCAUACGCAUCUUCUUCCUCGUUGGUCCUCCUUGCCACGAAUUGAUAGGUUUGAAAGAUUUUUCACCAAGGAUAAUCAAAUCUGGUAAUGUUUUUCAACCUGCUCAAUAUUCAACAAUUAGUGAAUUGGUCAGCAUGAUACAAGAUUGGAUUCGUAUGGUUGGAGGUAACAAUGUAUGUUGUUUCUUUUUUACUUAUUUACAUCUCUUCUAAUUAAAUAUUUUUACAUCUCAUUCUCUUUUUAUCGAAUUUAAUUAAAUAUCUCUUUUUUUCUCCCCCUUCCCUCCCUCCUGCCUCUCUUCAUCAUCAUCAUCAUCAUUCUUCUCCUCCGACUACUACAUCUGCUGCUCCUCUUCUUCUUCUUCUCCUUUAUCUGCUUGAAUAUCUCUUUUACAUGCUUUCUCUUUCUCCACUCAAUUGUCAAUUGACCUCCCCACCUACCCGCCUUUCGCUCCUCUCUCCUCACCUUUUAUCGUACAGGAUAUCAGAAUUACAAAUGUACAGACAUUAUCUGCAAUUCAUAAAUGCAAAAAACAUUCGAAAAGGGGAUCAUGGAACACAGACUCUUCCUUUGAAUAUAAAAUUGACGAUCGCUUUCACAGCGUCUUCCUUCGAGUAGGCUAUGCAAAACCGGCAGAACUUUACAACGAUUUUACAUUUCCAAUAUAUUUACCUAAUGUUACUGUGAAAAUGUUUGUUCCAUGGAGAAAAAAGAACCGGUUAAUUGCCUUUUUUUAUUAUUAUUUAUUCAAUUAUUUAUUACUAUCCAACGUUCACAAUUUGGCUUAUUCUCUUCCAUAUUUUCUUGUCAAUUAGUUACGAAAGUCUAAAGGAGGUUAGGGAAAGGAUGGAAAAGUUCCUCAAGUGCUGUCAGGCUAGAAUUUUCUAUAUAGAAACUGUUCAAAUUCCCGAAUGGAUGACCAGAAAGGAAUUCUACGAAAGAGGAGAACGAACCUUUUUCGACGGGCAUUGGUAUUUUAUUCCUGAUAAAUAUGGGAAUGCUCAGGGACCUUUCCGAUAUCCUCUCAUCUACGCUAUAAGGUUCGCUUUUAAUUAAAUAAUCAAACAAGAUUUCGCCCCCACCAGAGAACGGUGACGAUCGUGAGAAAUUUUGUCAAGUUAAUCGCCUCUCUUCCUCCUUCACAGAGUCUACAUCGACGGCGACUUUAACCAGCUAGGAAAUUACGUAAGCGAGACGUCAUUUUUGGAAAGACCCGAAAAUUGUUGUUCUGCUUGCACAAUUUGCUGAGAAGACUUGAAAAAGAGAAAAUAUAAGAAUAACCAUUAUGGAAAGAGAAGAAAGAGAUAGAAAGAAACAAAGAUAGAAAGAAUAAUAUCACGAUUGAUUGAAUGAACGAACGAACGAACGAACGAACGUACGAACGUACAAACAAACGAAACGAACUAACCAUUGAUUGAAUUGAUUGAUUGAAUGAAUGAAUGAAUGAACGAACGAACAAACUAAAGAACGAAUGAUAAGAAUAUUUUGCUUUUAAAAGAAAGAAGGUAAAAAACUUUGUUUUUCACUGGCAGAUGAUAGAAAAAAACCAAAAAAAAGAGAAAACUGAUAUCGAAGAGAGAAACGAAAAAGAAGAUAUUCAAUCUUUUUAAAAGUUGAUCAUCAGAUUUUUUUUUUGUUACCGAAAGAAAACAAAACUGCUACCCUGUGUGCGUUAGCGAAUAAACGUAUAAAUAACCCGGUAUUCUUUGUGCGUAUACAUUUAUGGUAUUUAUCGUAUCUCUUUUAUUCUAUAUCUUUCUCAAUGUAAUAUACAGUAUAUACUGUAUGUAAUGUGUAUACUGUAUAUGUGUAUACAGUCUGCUGUAUUUUUAUACUUUUUACGGAUAUACGUUUAUUAUCCUUCACUGAAAAAAUAAGCUGGCUAAAACUCUUUAAAUUGAACAUGAACUGAGCUUCUCUCUCUCUCUCUCU
Dimorphilus gyrociliatus is the source of this 4075-nucleotide messenger RNA. The record is from the annotation of a GenBank genome assembly. NCBI's taxonomy places the organism in Eukaryota, Metazoa, Annelida, Polychaeta, Dinophilidae.